This is a messenger RNA of Halichondria panicea, 3953 nucleotides long. Its product is annotated as CWF19-like protein 1. Lineage: Eukaryota; Metazoa; Porifera; Demospongiae; Suberitida; Halichondriidae. The record is from RefSeq and is a predicted model, not a curated record. Bases 1 to 798 code for a protein of 265 amino acids. Gene Ontology annotation, cellular component: post-mRNA release spliceosomal complex. Gene Ontology annotation, biological process: mRNA splicing, via spliceosome. Gene Ontology annotation, molecular function: RNA lariat debranching enzyme activator activity. The transcript is spliced from 7 exons.
AUGCAGGACGGACUGGACCUGAGUGCAGUGGGGGCAAAGCCUCCGAGUAAACUGGCCAUGUGUCUCAAGCCACGCUACCAUUUUGCAGCUCUACACCAAACCUUCUAUGAGAGAAUACCGUACAGGAAUCACAAAAUCCUCCAAGGCAAGCCACAUCAUGUGACACGGUUCUUAGCUUUGGCUCAAGUGGGAAAUCCAGACAAGAAGAAAAGAUACCUGUAUGCAUUCUCUGUCACACCCAUGAGCUCCAUGGACGAGAAAGAGCUGACUCAGCAACCACCCACUGCCACCAACUGUCCCUACACUGAACUAGUCAAAUCUUUGAGGGAGUCUCAAGAGGAGGCUGGGCCUAACUUCUUCUUUGAUCAGAGGGCUCUUGAUUCUGCUCAUCGUAAACAGAAGAGACAACAGGACGGAGGACCCCCUGCAAAGAGACGACCCCCUCCCCAGCCCAGGGGGCCGUGCUGGUUCUGUCUGGGGGGCAAGGAGGUGGAGAAACAUCUCGUGGUCUCCAUUGGAGAUCAUACGUACCUGGCUUUAUCCAAGGGUGGGAUGGUACCAGAGCAUGUGCUGGUCCUACCCAUCGGUCACUAUGCAGCCUCCACUGACGCACCACCAGAGGUUUUAGAGGAGCUUGGACAGUUUAAGAGUGCUCUGAGGAAGUACUUCAACAGCAAAGAUCAGUCGUGUGUCAUCUUUGAAAGAAACUAUAAAUCACAGCAUCUUCAACUACAGGUCAGUACCGUCAAGGCCGUAUUAUCAUGUCAUGUGAUUGAUACUGUAUGGUUGGUGUGUUGAGAUUAGGCUACAAGGUUUUGAGGGCAAACAGAGGAAUGUGAUUUCUCUUUUUAAUCAUUCAAUGGUUCAGGGACUCUUUCAACUGCCAUAACUUGAAUUCAAUUUCAACGGUUUUAUGAUUUUAGAAAGAGGCCAUCUAUCAAAGAUCGUGAUGUCAUACAAUAUAGGUCUUUGCAAUCUUAUUUGUGAAGCCAUUAGCAUUCGCAAACUUACAUAAUUCUGUGGAAACAUUGUAUAAAUACGGUACAUGUUAGUGUGUGUAUGGUAGAUGUGUUGACUGAUAGUUGUGUAUGGUUAGUGUGUGAUGGUAAUGAUGGUCACUGUAGGUUAUUCCAGUGACCAAGAUUCCAUUAGCCUCGAUCCCAGGCCGCACUUCCCGCUAGGGAAGUAUCGACUGCUUGCGCAUGCGCUAAUAUCCCCCCGGUAUCUGGGGGCUUUGGAUAACAUCGUUUAUGCUCAGUAAAACUAUGACAUCACAACGAAAGGAAGUGGAUUGAAGGAAGUAGAUAGAAAGUUCGAUUGAAGGUUUCUAGCCCAUCGGAUAGCAUUCUCUGAUAGCUACCCUUAGCCUGCUAUGUUAACAAAAGACUCACAGCCUGCAACAGUGUGGAUGACGAUCGUCUGAAAGGAGUGACGGCUGAUAAGAGCCUAUAUGGACAGGCCACGCCCAUUUAACACUAACUUUGGUGAAAGUCUACUAUACUACUGCUACUGAUUCUAUCAGAAGAAAAUAGCAGUACAACAAACCUACACAGCUCUGUUUCUAGCUAGCUAGCUAUAUAGCUCUGUGUAUGACUUUUAGGAUAUUUUCUCUGAUGUAUCCAGUAUUAUAGGAAUAUUUACGGGGAAAAAAUCCAAUAAUUUGGCGCAUGCGCAAGCAGUCGAUAGCAGGCCUUCUUUCAAAGGCCGGUGAAGGAGGCUAAGAUUCCAUCUGAUGCUCUGAGACAAGCCUUCAUAGAUUAUGGGUGGAGUAUGGGGUGUGGCUUGAGACUGUGCCCAGGGAAACACCACCCUCAGAGGUAACACACUCACAUCAUACCUGUACCAUGUUCUACGUACCAUUCUCUAGGCCUUUUAGUGAUCAAUACUUGGUUUUGCUACACACACACACACACACACCUCUCCUCCCACACCACAUGCACACACACACACACACACACUGAUACUUAUUUAUUUUGACUAAUGCCUAAUGCUAACUCUAAGAACAUAAUGCUAUCUACUCCCAAUAGAAGACCAACAUGUACACACACACUGACACCGGAAUAUUUAGCUAAUAGUAUAUGAACCAGCUACCAGAGUCAUGGUCAUGCAACCUGUAAUUAAUUAAUGAGCCUUUCCCACCCAUAGGCCGAUUUAAUACCUAAAUGUAGAUAACGAACAGCCUGACCCUACCCCAACACAUUAUGCAUAAUAUAUACACUAGAACCAAGCUAUGGUACAUACUAUAGGUCAAGUUAUAGGAACCAAAAAAGCUGUUGUGAUUUCACCCACCCACACACACAGACAACUAGAACUCUGUGGUAAAAAAAAAAUAAUGGUACAUGUACAUAACCCUCAGUAGUAACACCUUGAGGGAGCCUUAAAUUAAAGCUCACAUGAUCCAAGCAUGCCAUAUAGAAACAAAUGGAUAAAAUGGAGUGUAACCAAAAAAAGUCAUCUGAAGCCAUCCAGUAAGUAAAGCAAUAUUUGGCCUUUAUAAUAUUAUUAUGCUGCACUUGUAUGAAUACAUAAAACUAAUUAUAUAGCACAUGUCAAAAUCCUUAAUUCUGUAUGCCCAAGAAACCAGCAGCAACUUAGCUCACGUGAAUCAUCGUAAUGACAACGUAUAGACCACCCCCACUAACAAGUUUACCCAUAACUACUGCUAGAAUAGGAAAUAAUGUAGUAAUGAAUGUUACAUGAUAAUUAUAGUAAUGCCAUUUGUUGGCAUUAUAGCAAAUCCGGACUCCAUAGGGAGUGGUUCCGCCUAUUCUGUAGUCGACCACGGGUCGGGAAAUUAAGGGAACCGAAACCCGUGGCCUGACGAGGAUCAGAUUAGGUUCUCCCCUGAUGACCGGUGCAUUCAAUAAACCAAGAGCAGAAGGCAUAAGCCUACUAACCUCGCACUACAAUAGAUACUAUAGCUCUUCCUGUGUUCACAUAAUAAUCAUGUACUAUUGGGUAGCUUAGGGUCAUUCGCAACACUCACGUGCAUUUUAUAAACAGUCACCAUGUGACUUAACCUUAGCACAGCAAGCUAAGCUACCUAUUUUAUACCUACACAGCACUUUAAAUUAAAACCUGUUAUACCAGAACAAUAAUUAUAUAGAUAGACUAUAAGAUCGGAUUACGCGGGACCUGUUACAAGUGAGUGUUUCUCUCUUUUCUACUCUUAGGCUGAGUCAGUAAUUAUGUGUCGGAAAGCCCGAUCCCACCUCCUAUACUUCUGUAUAUACCAUUCUCAAACACACACACACACACACACACACACACACACCUCUCCCACACAUACACAUACACACACAUACACUGGUGCCCAUACUUCCUGGCAGAGUUUGAUGGGGGAAAUGUGUUCACAAGACCAUUUUCUCACCAACUCACGCAGACAAACAACCAGAUCACUGAAUAUAGGUUAUAGUAUGUUUCUACUACUGUGAGCUCAUGAGGUAAACAGCACUCUCAAGUGAGUAGGUAAGAACAUAUCCAUGAGUCUCGUCACACCGACAAUGCACACCUCUAACCUUUCUAUUGCAUACUCAGCAAAUGUCUCUUCCACAAAUCUGUCAUCCUACCUAUCGAGUGAGCACACAAACUGUUCUAACCACCAGCCAAAAUAUCUACUCCACCAAUACCAACGGCAGUACCAACAACAAUACUGUGGCAUAUGAGAGCAGGACUCCCUCUGCUGCCACUGUUGCCCACAGCCUGCUCCCACCUUCCUCAGCGACGCCCUCACAGUCCUCUGACAGUACAAAGGUCAAGAAGUACGAGAGCAUGAAGGUGGAGGACAUUGAGAACUAAAUCACUGACACUUGCAAAAAAAAAAACAUUAGUAGUGUACUCUAUUUAUUCUUGUAUGAAAGAGCAAUGUUGUUUUGUCGUAGCGAUUAUCUUUAGAAUCCGAUAGUCUAAUUUAAUGUAUAAUAAUAUUAUUAUUAAACAUUCAAUAAUAAUUA